Messenger RNA from Ogataea haglerorum, 405 nucleotides. RefSeq lists its product as uncharacterized. Gene Ontology annotation, biological process: RNA catabolic process. The coding region runs from base 1 to 405 and encodes 134 amino acids. The record is from RefSeq and is a predicted model, not a curated record. Gene Ontology annotation, cellular component: ribonuclease H2 complex. The transcript has a single exon. NCBI's taxonomy places the organism in Eukaryota, Fungi, Ascomycota, Pichiomycetes, Pichiales, Pichiaceae.
AUGAGCAGAUCGCUGCAUCCGUCAGAUAUUGAAUUUGCGGAAGCAGAAACGACCAAAUACGAAUGUAACGUCCUGCCGGUGUAUUCAGAGUACAGCGGGCCCGUGCAGGCGGGAUCACAGUUCUGGAAUGCACAGAAAACUACGUGCUCCGUUGACGGGCAGGACCAGAUCAUAAAUUACAUGAGGGGCAGACGGCUAGUUGGAAAGGAACACCGUUUCGAAGGAGAGCACAAAGUGGGUGUUUUUCGGCGCGAGACCAUCGACGGAAUGCGAAGCACGUACAAGGAGGUGGGAGAGAGCAGUGCAAUUGUGAACUACGGGCAUGAGAGACUGCCAGACGAGAAUGACGCGAUCGAGAAGCUGGUGGACUGGAUUUCUGUGUCAAAACAGAUUCACGACGAGUGA